Messenger RNA from Punctularia strigosozonata HHB-11173 SS5, 489 nucleotides. RefSeq lists its product as uncharacterized. Gene Ontology annotation, molecular function: peptidyl-prolyl cis-trans isomerase activity. The coding region runs from base 1 to 426 and encodes 141 amino acids. The transcript is spliced from 5 exons. Gene Ontology annotation, biological process: protein peptidyl-prolyl isomerization. The record is from RefSeq and is a predicted model, not a curated record. Lineage: Eukaryota; Fungi; Basidiomycota; Agaricomycetes; Corticiales; Punctulariaceae.
AUGAAGCUCUUCACCUUUCUGACUGGUCUGCUCGUCGCUGCUGCUGGCGCAAGCGCAGAGGCACCUCAACCGCCCGAAGACCUGGUCAUUGAUAAGACCUAUGUUCCUGAGGACUGCCCGGUGAAGAGCGCGAACGGCGACACCAUCAGAGUGCACUACACGGGCACCUUGUUCUCGAAUGGGAACAAGUUCGAUUCGAGUCACGACCGUAACUCACCUUUGCCCUUGAGACUCGGCGCUGGUCAGGUCAUCUCCGGCUGGGAGAAGGGCCUACAAGACAUGUGCCUGAACGAAAAGCGCACUUUGACCAUUCCUGCCAAAAUGGCUUACGGUCCUCGAGGAUUCGGCUCCGUGAUUCCCCCCAACUCCGCGCUUGUCUUCGACGUUGAGCUCGUGGGCUUGGAUAAAGGUCACACGGAGCUCUAGGUUAUAACGUGUAUCUAUCGCCUGUCCCGAGCUGCUGCUUGAUUAUGUUGGAUGGAGAUUGCC